CUCCCUUGGAAUGGAGAGCGGACGAAGUAUUUUGGUUGAGAAAACGUUUACAGUAUGUACAGACAGUGUGUCAUGAAUAGUGCCUGAUGAUGUGAGUGUAUCCCCCAGAAUGGUGGAGAGUCACCUGCCAAGGAGCCAUUUUGAGUCCCUGCUGACCAAGAUGAACCAGGACCGCCAAGAGGGCCGGUUCUGCGACGUCCAGCUAACGGUCAGCAGCCGACAUAUUCCCGUCCACCGCAGCGUCCUGGCAGCCUGCAGCCCAUACUUCAGCGGAAUGUUCUCUGGAAACUUCCUUGAAUCUGACAAGGGGAUGACGACGGUGGACUUGAGUGAUGCUGUUGAUGAAAUGACCCACCUCGACACAGUCAUCAGUUCCUUGUAUUCCGGUCAGUUGCGUCUUGACCGUAGCAACAUUGCUCCUGUAACUCAACUCGUGUCCUUCCUAAUGAUCGAUUCCCUCAAGGAACUGUGUGUGCAGUACCUCAUGAAUGACAUCCAGCUUCAAACAUGCAUCAACUACUUUGUCCUGGCAGACAUGUAUGACAUUGAAGAAGUUGAAACUUACGCUUUUUCAAUUCUCGAAUCACGAUUUCAUGACUACUUCAUAUACCAAGAAGAGGUUUUGCAGGUGUCCCCCCACCAUCUAUGCAUCUUAUUUCAACGGAGUAUUCAUAGGUAUUGUGAUUCAAGUCAGAUCCUGAAGCUCUUGUUUUCGUGGGCAGCAUACAAAGAUGUCAGCAGACGUCUCUCCUCAGCCAAGGAACUUUUCCACAGCAUGUGUGUCGGUCUGGACGAGCAGGGACUCAAGGAGAUGGACUCCUGGCUAGAAGCUCACAAGGAUGAGUCAGUGACGGUAGCCAGAGACUUCAGUGAAAUCGUUAAAAGUGUUAUGACUGACCAAGAGAUGCAGGAUGACCCCGUCAAGACUCCUGACGACACUGGUGACUACUCCUUGCACAAUGGCGCUCAGAGUCUUGACCAAGACUGUAGUCAGUUUCCAGGCUCAACUAGUCUGCUAGUUCCAGAAGAUUCCAGCACCCCGGCAUCAAUUCCUCUCACACCGACAACUGUUGUCCCCAUUGAUCAUCAGCUGCCCAGUAGGCCAGCAGAAUCAACCAAUCAGAUGUCGGGCAGCUUUUCGGAUUGUGUGGUCGUCAUGGCACCAAGUCGGGAAGUUGUACAGAGCAUUCUCGAGGUAGACUUUGACCAGAAGAAGAUUCUGAGUUCAACAAGUCUUGAUGUCAGUUUCUAUAAAUCAGAACAAAAGAUCUGGCUCAGUCUCGGAACAGUCACCUUCCCAGGAAUCCUAGAUGAGAAGAGCAACUGGCGGACAUGUUGUUCACAUGAUAAGUUAUACUUCUUGAGCCCAAUCCGCGGAAGGGGCUACCAGUUUGAUCUAUCCAGCCGAUUGUGGCAGACCCUUGACUGCAGACCAGUCCUGGAAGGUCUAGAGGGGGAUGUCCGCAGUGUCAUUCCAUUGGCUGUUAACAACUCUCUCUACGUCCUGGCAUCCAAUCGUCUGUUGUCGGACACACGGGACCGUUAUCAGACUCAGCAGCGGUACUACCGUCUCACCGACCACCUGACAUGGGAACCAGUGGCGGAAGUGUCACAUGACCACUACAGCACUCCACUCUCGCUUAUAUCAGUCUCAGGAUCGAAGAUAUACGUUGUCAAAGCAGACAUCGCUGUAAAUGUUGCUAAGAACUUGCUGAUUAUCAAAGAAGGCCACACCUUUGACACCAGCACGAAUGCAAUCGAAAAAUUCUCAGCUGUCACCUAUGUGCCUUCUCCUGUGCGGGUGAUGGUGAGGGACGGGACUAUCUACAUCAUCGACGGUGAUGGAUGGAUGCGGGGGUACAACAAGGAGAAGAGCCAAUGGGAGUUCCCCAUUCAAGUCGAUCUGUCCGACAUCCGAUGGUGCCGGGCAUCCAGCAUCGAGGGCCACUUUCCGUGUCUGUCCCACGUGUCUGCGGGGCCGGGGGGUUGCGUCUGGGAGAUGUCCAGCUUUCAAAAUCACGCUACAGCACUUUUAGAAGUUGGAGUUGGUAACGGGGGAGGUCUACACACAAGGAUUCACAUCCCGCCUCCGUAUAAAUACUUUGCUCUUGCCACCGCUGGGAAAGUGUCCAACUCUGUUCUCAAAUGUCUCAGUCGAAGUCAUUUUGUGCAUGAUUAGAAUCAGAGUUUGCUGCUCAGUCCUCUGCUUGUCUGGCAUUCAUAUUGCAUAAGAUUGGCGAUGUGCAAUAAUUGUAUACAUGGUGCUGGAUGGUGUAUAUGCCUGUAUGGACUCUAGGGCUGGCUGGCGAUAUAGCUGAUAUCGACCAAUAAUCGUUAACUAAAAUAUCGAUGAUAAUCGAUAAAUAUCAGAGAUAUAACUUUGAGCGAAAAUGCGAAAAAUGUCAGAAAGAAAUGAAUAUGCAGUAUUUCACAUCAUUGGUGAGUGGUGACGUGUUUUUGCAAUGAUUUUUGUUAAAAAGCAUCCUUACAUAA
This is a messenger RNA of Haliotis rubra (blacklip abalone), 2493 nucleotides long. Its product is annotated as kelch-like protein 30. Gene Ontology annotation, molecular function: protein binding. NCBI's taxonomy places the organism in Eukaryota, Metazoa, Mollusca, Gastropoda, Lepetellida, Haliotidae. The transcript is spliced from 3 exons. The record is from RefSeq and is a predicted model, not a curated record. Bases 110 to 2179 code for a protein of 689 amino acids.